This is a messenger RNA of Sander lucioperca (pikeperch), 2505 nucleotides long. RefSeq lists its product as uncharacterized. Lineage: Eukaryota; Metazoa; Chordata; Actinopteri; Perciformes; Percidae. Gene Ontology annotation, biological process: regulation of DNA-templated transcription. The record is from RefSeq and is a predicted model, not a curated record. The transcript is spliced from 4 exons. Gene Ontology annotation, cellular component: cytoplasm; nucleus. Bases 179 to 1297 code for a protein of 372 amino acids.
AUAUGCAGUCGGUCAAAAGAACGGGGUCUCUUAAGUCAACCGGCAGGGGGCGCUCUGCCACCAGGUAGCUGCUACCAUAAGACAUGACGGCGACUGUUAUUUUUGACGUUUUCUUUUUCUGACACCAACAUAUGAGGAGCUAAAUGCCUUCGAGAUACGACAUUGAACAAAGUCAACCAUGAACUUCAAUGUAGGACAUCGUGUGAGGUGCAGGCAGCCCACCGCGCCCCCUUUCUCCAACAGGACCCUGCACCACCCGUCUUUCCUGCCUGUGUACAUGGCUACAGAGUUUGCACACCAUCACACCGACUGUAACAACCAAACAGUCCAUCCCAUCAUCCCAGCGGAGUUCUUCUACACUGAUCCCACCAUGAGCUGUGGGAGGAGGAUCCCCAACAUAGUGAGUGAGUUGAGGGUUUCCGAUUGCUUCCAGCUCAACACUCCGCCACCAGUUAUGUCCGCCUGCCCAGCUCCACCGUCUCGUCCAGACCCAUUCAGAUCAGAACCACACCCCGCCAGGGAUCUGGGCAGCCUCACCUUGAAAAGAAAUACUCUUCACCCUCUAGUGCAGCCAAGCCGUGUUAUUCUCCAGCUUACCCAGGAGGAAGACCAGGCCAUUACUAACCUCCUGAAACUGCACCACCAACAGCCUAUACAGAGUGAUGAGACCCUUGCUGCUCUGCAAAUGGUCUCUUCCAGUGUAGAGUUGAACCCCAUCUCAUUCCUUCACCCUAACCUUAUGGACUCCACUUCAGCUGAGGAAGUAUACAAGCCCUUCUGUAGCGAUGAGCAGUAUCCAAGGCAGCAGGGAAGGUCUUGGUCAGAUACGGAGCUUGAGGCAGCUAACACCCUCUUGAGUUGUUUCAGCCUGAUGGAGGAGGAAAUCUGCGGCCUAAACCACAGUAAAUCAGCAGUAAAACCUUCUGACCCUCUGCUUUACCAGCAUCACAAGGACUCAUCAAUAAGCACUGAAACCCCAAAAGGAUCUGAGAGUUUUCCUGCAUUAACAACUGCUGGUUGUACCCAAAACGACAUUGGCUACAUCGGCUUUAGUCGUGCCAGGGAAUAUGGAGAACCAGGCUGGGGGGAUUUUGGGUUUGUGGUGCGAAGGAGAGAUGAUGUUCAUCUGCCCGUUCGUGAGUCUACACUGUUCUCAGACUCAAAGGCAAAAAGCACAUCAGGCGCCUCUGGAGAUUUUUUAGAAAUGAAGGAGCGUACGCUCUCAGAUUCUGAGGGAGAUGCUGUGCAAGUACUCCUGAGCCUCGGGGACAUGGGAGCGCUGGAUAUCGUGCAGUGAUUGUCUUAAAUCUGAGGCUCUUGUCCAUGGGUGAGUUUGUAAGGGACUUUACUACCUCCUUUCUCAUUAUGGAAACAACUAUUUGAGGGUUCUUUGCACUAGUUGCUCUGAAAGUAAUUUUUUUUUCUAGGAUGAGAAUUAAUAAAAUCUACCUGAGUAUUGCAUUACAUUUCCCUUGUAAUUUUCUUACUACUGUAUCAGUGUUUAAUAAAAAUGAUCAACAGUUGAGCCUCGAGCUAAAAAGACACGUUUUUAUUAAAAGCACUAUGCACUGUUUUUGAAAGAGAAUCCUCCCCACUCAUUAUUUACAACAUAUUGUACAUUUACAGCAUAUCCACAAAUAAGAUCCCAUCUUUACUGACAAGCGUCAGGGGGAGCUACAGUAUUAUUCCACAAUGGCUACUGACACAAGCUAACAAGCUAUUGGACAGCACGAAGACUGAAACGUCAUAACGACAGUACAGCUCAGCACACACUUACAUGCCUUUUCAAAGCUCUGGGGCUUGAUAUGAUCCUGACAGAAGUCCUGGUGUGUAAUUUUGAGUUCAUUCAAAGGCACUUCCUGAUUUUGUUUUGUGGUGAGAGAUAUAUAUUCCUUUUUAAAUGUUAACACUGUUGAAUUUCAGUAAAUGUGUUUUUACAAGAUUCUUGUAUCAUAAAAACAUGUUCUCCUGUAUUCUGGCCACCUUAGUAGUGACACAAGAUAGGCUGUUGUGCAUGGCAGGAAUGAAAAGUAUUUAACUUGUGUGGUCAUGUGACAACUGACACCAGGCGUUUACAGGAACGCCCAACUCUUUUUUUUUUUUGCAGCAGGUCUGUAUUUGUACAAUCUGGUCGAGCAAUAGCUGGAAUGAUUGGCAUUUUUACAUGUGCCGUUUCAGUUUUUGCAGAGGAGGCGUUAACAAAGGUUUGCAUGCUCACAAGAAGAGGUAAACUCUACAGCUGUAGUAAUGCUCUAAGAUGCUGAUCUUUGUUAUUGAAUGCAUGCCAUUCAUAGUGUCUGUCAGUGUCUACCUCAAGCUCCCAGCUGCACACUCGCGUACUCCAGUGAGAUGAUUGCAGGUCUGUCAUAUCUCAUGAUCUUCACCCUUCUCCUUUUAUCUUUCAUUUCCUGGUUGUUAGAAACUCUCACUUCAACUCAAAGUCACUGAAUAAUCUUUGUACAGAGUUCAUUUCUGAGGAUAUUGUAUCCAUUCAUUGGCUCUUAA